UUUUCACACUAACAAGAAGAAAGUUUAUACAUAACUUGAUACCACAGUUGCAUGCUAUUUCAACUUCUUUUUCUAAUUCAAAUUAUAUCCAUAAACUCUUCAGGCUUUAAUCUCUACUAGCUUAAGGAUCAAACAUGAGUUUUCACUAUCAGUUUCCUGAUUCUCCUCCUUCUUUUUACACUUCAUCUGACGAUUUUAAUAGACAAGCUCAAACAACUUUUGACAGAUUCGGUGACACCGUUGAUUCUUCUAUGAAAUGGGCUGUAGCAGAAUCUAUAGUAUAUGGAAUAGUGGUAAUAAUAGCUGUUAUCGCAAUAGUGUAUGCUAUUAUAGAGUGCUUGAAGAAAGCAGGAACAGCAAUUCCCGCUUACACUCAGAUUUCAACAACAGAAAAAGAUAAUCAAGUAUUUUCAAACUCUUCAUUCCCUUCAACCAGCGAAAUCGAAGUUAUUAUAGCACAAGAUUCAGAAGCUGAAUUUCCAACCAUGGAGAGAUUCUUAAGCAACAUCAAUAGAGAAAAACCAAUCAGAUUCACACCCGAGAAGCUCGAGGAGAUCACAAAAAGCUACUCAACCAUAUUAGGUUCUGGUGCUUUCGGUGUUGUCUUCAAAGGAGAGUUAUCGAAUGGAGAAAAUGUUGCUGUCAAAGUUCUCAACUGUUUGGACAUGGGAAUGGAAGAGCAAUUCAAAGCCGAAGUUAGCACGAUCGGAAGAACUUACCAUAUCAAUUUAGUCAAGCUUUAUGGAUUUUGUUUUCACCAUGACACCAAGGCCCUUGUUUACGAGUGCGUUGAGAAUGGUUCGCUAGAUAAGUACUUGUUUGGAAGCACGAACCGCGACGUUGAGUUACAAAAGCUUCGUGAGAUUGCUAUUGGAACGGCUAAAGGAAUCGCGUAUUUACACGAGGAAUGUCAGCAUAGGAUAAUACAUUAUGAUAUCAAACCAGAAAAUGUUCUUCUUGACAUGAAAUUAGUACCGAAGAUAGCGGAUUUUGGAUUGGCGAAGUUAAGAAAUAGAGAAAGUAACAACACUGUAAUAAUAAAUACUCACUUUAGAGGAACAAGAGGUUACGCUGCACCGGAGUUAUGGAAGGCUUAUCCGGUGACAUACAAGUGCGAUGUUUAUAGUUUUGGUAUUCUGCUGUUUGAAAUUGUAGGGAGAAGAAGGCAUUUUGAUUCUAGCUAUAGUGAAUCGCAACAAUGGUUUCCGAAAUGGACGUGGGAAAUGUUUGAGAACAAUGAAUUGGUUGUUAUGCUCGCGCUUUGUGGAAUUGAAGAGAAGGAUAAUGAGAUUGCUGAGAGAAUGUUAAAGGUUGCUCUAUGGUGUGUUCAGUAUUCACCAAAUGAUAGGCCUCUGAUGAGUACUGUGGUGAAGAUGUUAGAGGGUGAAAUCGAAAUUUCACCACCUCCAUUUCCCUUCCAUAAUCUUGUUCCUGAUAAGCAAAAUUUGACAUCAGAGGGAAGUGAUGCGGAUUCGGAUACUACUGCGUCGUCGUGGAAUACUGAAUCUAUUAGAGAAUGUUUUGGAACCAAACACAAUAGGUUUGAGAUUGAAAAAGCUACAUAGUGCAAGUUUGAAAUCAACCUGUUAUUUAUGGUGGAACACUAGACAAACUCACCACAAACACAAACUUGCACUUAAAUGUAUCAUAGCAGUACAGAGAAAAAAACUUGUGCUAUGAAACUCUCCUAUUUAAGGGUGGUUUUGAUACUUCAACAUGCUAUUUUUGGCAAUUCUACCAUGUAUUCCAUGUUUGAGUUUUUGUUUCAAAUUUGUAUACAAUAGUUGUAUUUGUUUGUAUGAAUGUAUAUUGACUUUGUUUAUUA
This is a messenger RNA of Lathyrus oleraceus (garden pea), 1825 nucleotides long. Its product is annotated as LEAF RUST 10 DISEASE-RESISTANCE LOCUS RECEPTOR-LIKE PROTEIN KINASE-like 2.2. The record is from RefSeq and is a predicted model, not a curated record. The transcript has 2 exons. The coding region runs from base 135 to 1565 and encodes 476 amino acids. NCBI's taxonomy places the organism in Eukaryota, Viridiplantae, Streptophyta, Magnoliopsida, Fabales, Fabaceae. Gene Ontology annotation, molecular function: protein kinase activity; ATP binding. Gene Ontology annotation, biological process: protein phosphorylation.